AAGGCACUUCCUCCCAGUUCCUCCCCUGCGGUUCCGCCAUCUUCAAAGUCACUGAAGCAUACGACGACCUCGCCAAGCCUCUUGAAGUCCCCUGCCACCUCAACCAACCACCGCAUGUCCUCAAACUCCUACUUCGCCCUCGUCGGCACACGCGACAACCCCCUCUACGAAGCCGAGUGGGGGCCCCAGACGCGCAACACAGCCGGAGAUGCCCAGGGCGGCCAGAACAGGAAGGAGGAGCAUAAGCAUUUGAACCAGUUCAUUGUACACGCGGCGCUGGAUGUUGUGGAGGAGCUGAUGUGGGGGUCGACUUCUAUGUACUUAAAGAUAGUAGACAAGUUCAACGAGUGGUACAUCUCGGCAUACGUGACAGCGAGCGGCGCAAAGUUCAUGCUCCUCCACGAAACAUCAAACAUCGACGGUAUCCGGAAUUUCUUCCAGGACACGCAUGAGCUGUAUAUCAAGACCUUGUUGAACCCAUUCACCGAAAUAAACGCGCCCAUCACAUCCCCAAUGUUCGACGCGAAGGUGAAGGCGUUAGCGCGGAAGUGGUUAUGAGCAGAACAAAAUGUCUUCCUAGGGAUCCAGCUGGACAGGGCGACUAGGGAUUGGGAGUAACUUUUUUGGGCCUGGGGACUCUUCGAUGCGGAUCGGAUGCGCUGGUGGCAGAUGGUUGUGAGAGGACAACUAUCGGACGCAGACCGCAGAGCUGGAAAUGUACAGGGAUAUCUGUGAUCGAGUGGAUUUAGGGAGGAUGAUCAGGAGGGGCCGGAAGCGCUGAUGCGGACAGGUUAAAGAGCAGAAGGGUUUCUCUAUCGGGCGUAAAAACUGUGGCUGCCCUCGCUUCAGC
Molecule: messenger RNA, 850 nt
Organism: Fimicolochytrium jonesii
Lineage: Eukaryota; Fungi; Chytridiomycota; Chytridiomycetes; Spizellomycetales; Powellomycetaceae
Product: Sedlin
Exons: 4
Coding region: 115-558 (147 amino acids)
Biological process (GO): endoplasmic reticulum to Golgi vesicle-mediated transport
Cellular component (GO): nucleus; cytoplasm; TRAPP complex
Source: RefSeq, a predicted model, not a curated record